Neltuma alba is the source of this 1311-nucleotide messenger RNA. Its product is annotated as probable disease resistance protein At5g63020. NCBI's taxonomy places the organism in Eukaryota, Viridiplantae, Streptophyta, Magnoliopsida, Fabales, Fabaceae. The record is from RefSeq and is a predicted model, not a curated record. The transcript has 2 exons. The coding region runs from base 1 to 1311 and encodes 436 amino acids. Gene Ontology annotation, molecular function: ADP binding.
AUGGUUGACCAAAAGCUGAGUGACGUUGAUGAUCUUACAAGCGAAGGCCAUUUUGAUGUUGUAGCAGAAAAGAUUUCCCGUUAUAUGUUCUAUGAACUUCCUGUGGCUAAGCUUGUAGGGGUAGAAUCAACAUUUGAGAAGCUAUGUUCAUGCUUUGAGAACAAUCCGAGAGGCAUCAUUGGUUUGCGGGGAAUGGGAGGGGUAGGCAAAACAAGUCUGCUUAGGAAAUUCAACAACGAUUUCCUUUCAAAGAAAGCAAACAAUGUAGUCAUUUGGGUUGUGGUGUCUAAAGAUGCAGAUGAAGGAAAAAUUCAAGUUGCCAUUAGGAAGAAAUUGAAUGUCACAGAUGAUGAAUGGAAUAAUAAGACGGUGGAUGAAAGAGCUGUUGUGUUAUGGAAUAUCUUAAAAAACAAGGAAUUUGUGUUGUUAUUAGAUGAUGUUUGGGAAAGGAUUGACCUGUUAAAAUUGGGGGUUCCUUCCCCUAAUAAUCAUGAAUGUAAGAUAAUAUUUACAACUCGGUUAGAAGAGGUAUGCGGUUGGAUGGGUGCGGAUGCAGAUGGAAGCAUCAAAGUAAAUUGUCUCCCACCAGAUAAAGCAUAUGAUUUGUUCAAGGAGAAAGUGGGCGAUACUACUCUUGAACAACCUAAUAUAUCGUCUCUUGCAAAGCAAGUGGUGGAAGAAUGUAAAGGCUUGCCACUUGCUCUUUGUACUGUUGGACGUGCCAUGAGUAGAUUGCCAAAUGAUACCUGCAAAUCAUGUUUUUGUUAUUGUGCCCUGUUCCCUGAGGACCAUAACAUUAAAAAACAGGAGCUUAUUUUGCUCUGGAUUGCAGAAGGUUUCUUGGCUGAAUUUGAUUGCAAUAUUCAUAAAGCAUGUAAGCAAGGAGAAGAUAUAAUUUCAACUCUAAAGUAUGCGUGCUUAUUGGAAAAUGGUGAGAAAGAUGAUACAGUUAAGAUGCAUGAUGUGAUUAGAGGUACAGCUCUCUGGCUAGCUAAUGAUCACGGGGAUACGACGAGAUUCAUUGUAAGAGGCUAUUCCAUGACAACUGGGCUUGAAGUAUACAAUGAUCCAAAGUGGAAAGAGGUAGAAAAGCUAUCAAUGUGGGGCGGGGGUGAUGUGAGCACAAACUUCCCACAAAAACCCCAUUGUCCUAAUCUCGUGACUCUACUUAUUAGGAAUACUUGGAUACAGGCCUUUCCAACUGAGGCAUUUGUCCUUCCAAGUACUGUCAAAGUUCUGGACUUUUCUUCUAAUUAUGGAAUAAGAGAUGUACCAUCAGAAAUAGGGGACUUUGUAAACCUGAACACAUGA